This is a messenger RNA of Geosmithia morbida, 1632 nucleotides long. Its product is annotated as squalene monooxygenase. Gene Ontology annotation, cellular component: membrane; endoplasmic reticulum. Gene Ontology annotation, biological process: ergosterol biosynthetic process. The record is from RefSeq and is a predicted model, not a curated record. The transcript has a single exon. The coding region runs from base 1 to 1632 and encodes 543 amino acids. Gene Ontology annotation, molecular function: squalene monooxygenase activity; flavin adenine dinucleotide binding. NCBI's taxonomy places the organism in Eukaryota, Fungi, Ascomycota, Sordariomycetes, Hypocreales, Bionectriaceae.
AUGGCUAUAUCAGAGACGACUACAACCACGGCCACAACCACGGCCACAGAACCAGCAGCGACGAAGAAGAAGACGACGGCGACGACGACGACGACGACAACGACAGCGACGACGACAGCGGCGACGACGGCGACGAUGGCGGCAUCGGCAGCGGCAGCACCCGACAUGCGGGCUCGUCGACGCGAAGAGUUCCACGAAGCAGACGUGGUGGUGGUGGGUGCGGGCAUCUUCGGGUGCGCCAUCUCGUACGCGCUCGCGAACCAGGGGCGGUCGGUGAUACUCCUCGAGAGGUGGAUGCACGAGCCGGACCGGAUCGUCGGGGAGCUCCUCCAGCCGGGCGGGGUGGCGGCGCUGCACAAGCUGGGGCUGGGCCACUGCCUGGAGGGCAUCGACUCGAUCCCGUGCCAGGGGUACACGGUGCUGCACAAGGGCACGCCGGUGGUGGUCCGGUACCCGACCGUGGACGCGCACGGUCGGGCGACGCACCCGUGGAGGGGCGCCGGCACGGAGGGCAAGAGGCCGAUCGGCCGGGGCUUCCACCACGGCCGCUUCAUCAUGCAGAUGCGGCGGGCCUGCCAGGCGCACGCCAACAUCACCGUGGUGGAGACGGAGGUGGUCAGCACCGUGCGCGGGCAGCACUCGGACCAGAUCCUCGGCGUGGAGACGCGCACGACGGACAAGGAGACGGGCGACAAGAAGGCCGACUGCUUCUUCGGCCAGCUCACCAUCGUCGCCGACGGCUACGCCUCCAAGUUCCGGAAGCAGGUCAUCGCGCGCCCGCCCGUGGUGCGCUCCAAGUUCUACGCCCUCGAGCUCAUCGACUGCCCGCUGCCGGAGCCCAACCACGCGCUCGUCAUCAUCGGCGACGCCUUCCCCGUCCUCCUCUACCAGAUCGGCUCGCGCGAGACCCGCGCGCUGAUCGACGUCCCGGCCGACAUACCCGAGGCCAGCCCGGCCGCCGGCGGCGUGCGCGGCUACAUCGACAAGUGCGUGCUGCCGGCCGUGCCGGAGCCGAUCCGCUCGUCCAUGGUGACGGCCCUGUCGGACGGCAAGAUCCCCCGCUCCAUGCCCAACAGCUGGCUGCCGCCCUCGCCCCAGUCGACCAAGGGUCUCGUCCUGCUCGGCGACGCCAUGAACAUGCGCCACCCCCUCACCGGCGGCGGCAUGACCGUCGCCUUCAACGACGCCGUCAUCCUGUCCGGCCUGCUCGCGCCCGAGCUCGUCCCCGACCUGGGCGACACCCGCGCCGUCGCCGCCGCCAUGGACACGCUCUACUCCCGUCGCAAGAACCUGACCGGCAUCGUCAACGUGCUCGCCCAGGCCCUCUACGCCCUCUUCGCCGCCAACGACCCCCAGCUGCGCAUCCUCCAGCGCGGCUGCUUCGGCUACUUCGAGCGCGGCAUGACCGACGGGCCCUCGGCCAUGCUGGCUGCCAUAGUCCAGCAGCCCGUCGUCCUCUUCUACCACUUCUUCAGCGUCGCCUUCCUGGCCAUCUGGCUGAACGCCUGCGACCUCGUCGGUGGGCCCCUCGGCCUGUGGAAGGUGCCCCUCGCCUUCAUCGACAUGAUCCUCAUCCUCUGGAAGGCAUCCAUCGUCUUUGUUCCCUACAUGUGGCGAGAAAACUUUCGGUAA